ACCAUUUUAGGUUGAUAGAACGUGACAAAGUGUGUAUUGUAUCCACCAUGGAUAGAAUAAUCAAAGGAAUUACGAAAUAUAGGAAUUGCCAUAGGGAAGAAAUGGUGAAACAGUUUCAAAGAGUUCGAGAUCAUCCCGAACCAAAGGCAGUAUUCUUUACUUGCAUGGACUCCCGGAUGAUUCCAACUAGAUUUACGGAAACAAACGUUGGGGACAUGUUUGUCGUAAGAAAUGCCGGUAAUCUUAUUCCUCAUUCUCAGCAUUUCGUAGACGAGUUAACAAUGUGUGAGCCAGCGGCCUUAGAACUUGGUUGUGUAGUAAACAAUAUAAAACACAUUAUAGUUUGUGGCCAUAGCGAUUGCAAAGCUAUGAAUUUGCUGUAUGCUUUGCGGGACGAAGAAUUCGCAUCGAAAGUGAACAGAAGGAUAUCACCGUUAAGAGCAUGGUUGUGUGCACACGCUAGCAACAGUUUAGCGAAAUUUCAACAGCUUGAAGUUGCUGGCUUCCACGAGCCGAUAUUAUUUCAAGCUGAAACGCCUUUACGGAAGUUUGUGGCCUAUAUCGACUCAGACAAUAAAUUUGCUAUAGAGGAUAAGUUAUCUCAAAUAAAUACUCUACAGCAGUUACAAAACAUAGCUUCUUAUGGGUUUUUAAAGAAACGGCUUGAGAGGCAUGAUUUGCACAUUCAUGCUUUGUGGUUUGAUAUUUACACUGGUGAUAUUUAUUACUUUAGCAGGGCAAAUAAAAGAUUCGUAGAAAUAAACGAAUCGACCGAAGCGUCUUUGCUUGCAGAAAUUAAGAAAUAUUAUUCUUAAAUUGCUUAAUGCUAAAACGGUAACUUUUACUUAUAUAGGUGGGAAAUCGUUUCGUCGUUGAGAUUGAAUAAUUACGAUUCGUUGAACCUCCCUAGAAUGUUUAAACGUGGAGUGGGUGCGAGUUAGAUACUCGCUCAAUCGAAGACCGUGUAACGUACCUGAAUGUGAAAGUAGUGAAUUCUCUUCUAUUUUUUUCUUUUUUUUUUUUCUUAUUAAGAUUCAUAUUACAAACUCGUUUGCACAAAAUAGAUCGCCAUGACAGUGUUGAAGGAAUUUAUAAUAAGGAUAUUUGAUAUAGAUUUAUUUCUAAUAAUUCGCGGGGCAUAGUUUAAUUGUAUAUUAUUAUUAGUUUCACUGUAUAUUAUAGGGAGAUUUUUUUUAUGUAGCACGUGUUCGUUAACAUGUAAGGUGUAAAGGAAAAAUUAUUUAUUUAUCGAUGAGAUUUGCACUCAGCAGAAAAAUGAAACGUUAUUUUUGGAAUAAAUGAUAUAAUAUUUUUGAAAUGGUUAUACGAUAUAUACAAGGUUUUUUCACUGUGUAUUUAUAACAAUUUAUACAUGUGAUAGUAAAUAUUUCUACAAUUUAUGUAACUUGAUAUAAUUACUUGUAAUUUGAUAUAAUCACUGUGAUAGGUAUACAAAAUAUAAUUAUUGUUUUCGAUA
Bombus huntii is the source of this 1477-nucleotide messenger RNA. RefSeq names its product beta carbonic anhydrase 1 (gene CAHbeta). Gene Ontology annotation, molecular function: carbonate dehydratase activity; zinc ion binding. The transcript is spliced from 5 exons. The coding region runs from base 48 to 815 and encodes 255 amino acids. The record is from RefSeq and is a predicted model, not a curated record. Lineage: Eukaryota; Metazoa; Arthropoda; Insecta; Hymenoptera; Apidae.